AUGGUAUCCGCACACAGUAAACGCAAUACCUCGCGACCGGUCUUCACGUCCCACGAGCGCGCCCUCGCAAAAUCCCACUGGUCAUCGUCAUCCGCCCGUCUGCACCGCGACUCCUUCCUCCCAUUCGGUUCCUGUGGCUUGUGUCUCAACAUCGCCCGUGAUCCUGUCUCAUGCCGCCGGGGCGACAUAUUCUGUCGCGAAUGCGCACUCUCAAACAUUCUCACCCAGAAGAAAGAUAUCAAGCGCGCCCAAAAGGCCCGCGCUGUUACAGAGGAAGAAGCCGCCAAGCUGAAGGCGCAUGAAGACGAACAGGAGCAAGCGCGUGCAAUUCAGGACUUUGAGUUGACACAAGCUGGACUGGACCGGAAAAAGAAGAAGGGCAAUACAACUGAGACGAACGACGAGAAGCCGAACACAAAGGUCGACGAACCCAAUGCCCUUGCUUUAGUGCCAGCAACGAAACGCAAGUUUGCGCUUGAUCAAGACGAAUUGGAUCGUAUUGCGCAGGAGGACAAAAUCAAAGCAAGAAAAUCACUGAACGAAGAGAAGGCUGCGAAACCGCAUCUUCCAUCAUUCUGGACUCCGUCACUGACACCGGAUGCCCAAUCGAGCAAUCUCCCACCAGUAACAAAGAAGGACAAAACAGUUCCGACGUGCCCAGCGUCUUCAGCUGGGAACCCACACCCAAUUACAAUGCAAAAUCUCAUAACAAUCAACUUCACCGAAGAGGAAACGCCCAAGGGCAAGCAAAGAGCUUGCCCUUCAUGCCUAAAGAUGCUUACCAACGCCUCAAACCCCAUGCUAGCCAAACAAUGCGGCCAUGUCCUGUGCCAUAGCUGCGUCAAACAGUUCAUGAUCCCGCCUUCCAAGAAGGCAUCUUCCGAGGACGACCCGCCCCUGACCUGUUACGUCUGCGAUGUGCCUCUGACCUCAAAGUCACAGAAACAGGAUGCUGCCUCGGGCUCUUCGAUACCGCCGGGCCUUGUCGCUCUCCAGUCUGAAGGCACUGGCUUCUCUGCCCAUGGGGGCAAUACUGUAGAACGAUCAAGCGUUGCUUUCCAAUGCUAA
This is a messenger RNA of Fusarium pseudograminearum CS3096, 1068 nucleotides long. RefSeq lists its product as uncharacterized. The record is from RefSeq and is a predicted model, not a curated record. The transcript is spliced from 3 exons. The coding region runs from base 1 to 1068 and encodes 355 amino acids. Gene Ontology annotation, cellular component: nucleus. Gene Ontology annotation, molecular function: ubiquitin protein ligase activity. Lineage: Eukaryota; Fungi; Ascomycota; Sordariomycetes; Hypocreales; Nectriaceae.